This is a messenger RNA of Symbiodinium sp. CCMP2592, 1887 nucleotides long. NCBI's taxonomy places the organism in Eukaryota, Dinophyceae, Suessiales, Symbiodiniaceae. The record is from the annotation of a GenBank genome assembly.
AUGUCGUGCCUCCCACAGAAGCCUCGAUCCACCAGCCCGCUGGAGCUCCAUGCUGCAACAGUGCAGGCGAAUGCGGAGGAGAGCAACAGCUCAGCCUUCCGAUGCCUGGCAUCUUUUCCCAUGUACACCGUGCCUCUUCCAACUCUUCUACACAUGACCGCAGCUCGAGUCCAGGCAUUUGAGGAGUUGCUGGAGGCCGGAGUUUUGGUGGACUUCGACGAAAGCAUGGGGAAGGCCAUUUUCGUGUCCCACCAGUGGCUCAGCACUCACCAUCCUGAUCCAGACGGGCAACAGUUAAAGGUCUUACAGGAUGCCUUGAAGAACCUCUUGGCUGAUCGCAGCCGCAUCUCCACCUCCGUGGUCACCGAGAUCUUUUAUGGCCAAUCGCCCACCCCAUCGGCGAAAGACCUGAGAACGACACCUCUUUUCCUAUGGUAUGAUUAUUUCAGCUGCCCUCAAAAAUCACAGGCUGACCAGCUUAGGGCAAUCAACAGCAUUCCCAGCUACGUGGCCAGAUGCCUCUACUUCAUGAUUCUCUCGCCGGCGCUCAAGCACGAGUCUCGUUCAGAGAUCUUGAGUCAGUGGACGUGGGCUCAGCGAGGAUGGUGCAGAGCAGAGCGCAUGGCUCGUGAGUUGGCCCCCUCAUCCGGAUUUGUGAUUAUUGUGGAGAGCGCCACGCACCAGACCCUCUUGCCGGAAUUUCAGUCAUUCUUGUAUUCUCCCGGAGAAGGUCGGUUUACCGUCACAGAGGACAGCCACAAGGUGGCCAGCAUAGUGGUGCAGCUUAUUUGGAACAAGCUGCUUCUUUGCUUGAGAGAAGGCGACUUGCAUAACUACCGGUUCAUUUUGAACCAACAAGCCACACGACUUCGCAACUUGAACAUCGACCCGGUCGACUUGGCAAUUCCAGGCUUCAAUCCGAGUCAGGAUCCGUUUGUAAAUCCUGAGGCGUUUGCGCUUGCAAGGUUCAUGCACCAGAACGGUUUUGAGGCAGUCACGCAGAUAGAUGAAGCAGGAUGGUCACCGCUGUGCUAUGCUGCUAUGAAUGGCAGCUCAGCUGUGGUGUCGGAGCUGUUGAGACGCAGGGCAGAUGCGAACGAGUGUACACAGAAGGGUACCAAGGAGGCACAGUUUCCAAAGAAGAUGACAGCUCUCUCCCUCAGUGCUUGCUUCAGGAGCAAUGAGGUCAUGCAGGUGCUCUUGAGUGCUCGAGCAGCGGUGAAUGUCAGGGAUGGUCGCCGGCAAACCGCUUUACAUUGGGCAUGCAUCUCCAACAAUGCCGAAGGCGUAAGGAUUCUCGUCAAAGCCGGAGCAGAUGCUGAGAUGUUGGCGAUCACUGGACAGAGUGCUUUCCAGCUUGCUUGUUCAGCGGGCGCAUUGGAAGCCAUCAGUGAGAUGCUCUUGCAGUUUCCGAAACAAGACCUCCAAUACAGCUUGCACUUCGCAUUUCUUCUGGGAGGUGGCUCAGGCCACUUGGUGAGAACUCUCUUCGAGGCCAAAGCCGAUGUGAAUGAGCGGCUUGAGCUGCUGCAGAGCAAGUACUUGCUCCUGUGGACAUUGUGCAAAGCAGCCAGCUUCUCCCACAGAGUCGGUGCUUCCACGCGUUUGAGGGAGUUGGCUUUCCAUCACAGACGGGCCACCCCGCUGAUGUUCAGCGUAAUCUGCGGCGCCUUCGAAGCUACGUAUGCACUACUCGCCGUUGGGGCUCGCCGAGACCUGCGGAACUCUCGCGGACGGACUGCUGUGGAUCUCGCCGUCGAAAUCUGCGCACCUCCUGCACUGGUUGCCAAACUCAAUCCUGCGCAGGAGCUUGCGGCACUGGACGAGGAGUUCGUGGCAGUGGAGGAAGAACCCGACGACGAGAUGAUUUCCGUCUACAUAAGCUGA